Messenger RNA from Odontomachus brunneus, 1027 nucleotides. Its product is annotated as odorant receptor 22c-like. Bases 26 to 1027 code for a protein of 333 amino acids. Lineage: Eukaryota; Metazoa; Arthropoda; Insecta; Hymenoptera; Formicidae. Gene Ontology annotation, cellular component: plasma membrane. The transcript is spliced from 6 exons. Gene Ontology annotation, biological process: sensory perception of smell; detection of chemical stimulus involved in sensory perception of smell. The record is from RefSeq and is a predicted model, not a curated record. Gene Ontology annotation, molecular function: olfactory receptor activity; odorant binding.
UCUGAAGUUGUAUCAGCUCGUCUCUAUGCUACUGACUAUAACCGUAAUGGCAUCGGUGUUGUAUGGUUUGACGAGAAAUCUAAAUAAUCCUAGUUUCGUUAUAAAAUCAGCUUUACCUUUGUUCCCUUGCGGUCACGUUGUCUGGAACAUUUUAAGUCACGCAAUUAUUUAUCAACGCUUACAAUGCAUUACUUUCGAGAUGGAGAAUUUUUACGUACUGUUGGAGCCUCAUGAGGAAGCGAUUAUUCAACGAAAAUACAUCGAUAAGUAUACCAGCUUUUACGGUUUUUGCAUAGCUUCAUACUAUAUGACUCCUGUCGUUCUCAUUAUGGGACCUAUUGUGUUGGACCAGCCGCUCCCAGUACUUGCCGAUUUUCCGUUCGACGUAUCUCGUCAACCGCUGCGAACUAUUACAUACAUGCAUCAAAUUGUCGUCGGCAUGUUUAUAGCAGCACAAUUGUCAGCAAACGCUUUCAUGGCGUUGUUACUCUGGUUGGCAUCAGCAAGGUUUAAAUUGUUAAGCGAGGAUAUACGGGCAGCCACGAAUAUCUAUGAUUUUGUAAAGUGCAUCAAUAAACAUCAAUAUUUACUUAAAUACGCAUCGGAAGUUGCUCUUAUAGUUCGUCCUUAUGCAUUGGGUACAGUGCUUUUCAGUACUGUAUCGAUGGUAGUGUUCAGCCUUAUUUUUAUUACAGGAGCAUCAUUGCCAUUGAAAAUUCAAUUUGUAUUCUUAGCCUUCAGCGCAUUAUCGGAAGUAUUUAUGUAUGCGUGGCCUGCCGAACACUUAAUACAUGCGAGCAACGAUGUAGCACAAGCAGCAUUUGAAACGGAAUGGUACAAUGAAUCAAAUAAUCUCCGGAAAAACUUACAAAUGGUUAUACUAAGAGGCCAGAAAUCAGUAGUUAUUGCAUUACCAUGCGGUUUGCCUACGUUAUCCUUACGUUACUAUGCGUCGUAUUUAUCAACUAUAUUCUCCUACUUUACAACGAUGCGAAUAAUGCUCGAAGAGAAAAGCAAUGAAAUAUAA